GGAAGUUUGACACCAACCAUAACGGAACAACACCAGAAGCUCAGAGACAAGCGGUCGUCGGUGAAAUACAAACAGACCACGGUUUUCAUUUAAUUUAUCUGCAGUUUUUGUUUAGUGUUUAGAAAUACAUUUAUCUACGGUGGUAUAAUUUAACCUGUUCGUAGAAUGGGUAGGAGCAGGAGUCGGACUCCUCCAAGACGAGAGAGAAGACGUUCCCGCUCAGGCUCAAGGGAGCGUGAGCGAAGGCGAAGGGAGAGAGAUCGCUCUCGUUCUCGAGAUCGGGACCGAGAGCGACGUAGAUCUCGCUCACGAUCUCCACAUAGGAGACGUUCAAGGUCUCCUCCUCGACGCCAUCGCUCCUCUUCUCUCUCUCCUUCAAGACAAAAGGACAGACGUGAUGAUGACCGCAAAGACGUUAAGGACAAGACGGCAAAGCCCAUACAGAUGUCAGCGGAGGACAUGGAGGGCAAAACAGAAGAGGAAAUUGAGAUGAUGAAACUGAUGGGAUUUGGCUCCUUUGAUACCACCAAGGGGAAGAAAACGGACGGAUCAGUAAAUGCAUAUGCUAUCAAUGUGAGCAUGAAGAGAAAAUACAGGCAGUACAUGAACAGAAAAGGUGGAUUCAACAGACCGCUGGACUUCAUUGCUUGAUCCCGUUGUACUUUCCUGAGAAGUUUGUCCGCUCUCCCUUAUACUUUUGGAUUUGCAUUGUGUUCCCCUGUUAUACCUGACUCAUUUUAUGCAAUGCAGCAUUUCUUUAUAUAUCUUUUUUUUUCUGAUUGAAGACAUAAAUGUACAUAGUAGUUCUUGCAGUAAGUCACAACAGAGUAAUGGUAGGAGACUGAGCUUUAUGUUAAGGUGCAUCAUGUUUUGUAUUUGAAAUAAAAGAGUUUUAAAAAUGA
This is a messenger RNA of Mugil cephalus (flathead mullet), 902 nucleotides long. RefSeq names its product small nuclear ribonucleoprotein 27 (U4/U6.U5) (gene snrnp27). Gene Ontology annotation, biological process: RNA splicing. The record is from RefSeq and is a predicted model, not a curated record. NCBI's taxonomy places the organism in Eukaryota, Metazoa, Chordata, Actinopteri, Mugiliformes, Mugilidae. Bases 166 to 651 code for a protein of 161 amino acids. The transcript has 6 exons. Gene Ontology annotation, cellular component: precatalytic spliceosome.